AUGAUUGGUAAGAGGGAGCAAGAGACUGGAUCCGAUUACGCGGGAAAUUCAGUAAUGGCGGCAUCCGGAGACGAAAUAGAAGACAACGACUACGAAGCGUUGGCUUAUCAACAGGUUAUAAUUUCCUUGACCGACAACUUUUUCAUGGUUUAGCAAUAUUUAAAUAUAUAUGUUUGUAUAUAUUCUAGCGUUUGAAAGCAGCUCUUCAUUACACAGUCGGCCGCAUUUGCGAGAAAACAGGUGAGCGAAUUUACGUGUUGAUGCACGCAGAAAGACUGCUGAUCUUGGAUGAAGUAGAAUAAGCUUAAGCUUUGAACUUAAAUUUAUAGAGGCAGCUUGUGUUUCUGACAAUACAAAGACAUGUUUAAGCCUUACUUUUAAGUUAAUUAGGUUUUAUUGGCAUCCAAACAACUCAAUCUUGUUGUAGUUUUGGUUUUAGUAUUUCUAAACGAGCUGGAGUAACCAUUUCGGACCGUGGAAAUCAGUAUUCACAGUCAGUGUAUUCCCCCAACAUGUUCUGCUGGUUGGCCCUGGGGUCAUACCCUAGGGGCAAGCCGAUGAUGUGUGUUAUGAUUAAAUGUUGUUUCUUCUCUGCUAAACAGCAUCGUCAACAAUGUAAUAUCAACUUACCCCACCACACUUGAUUUUUGUAGGGGAUGAAACAGGAGUACAGUUUUCUAGGAGGUUUAUUGCUGCCCUUACAGAGACGACAUUCAAGCAGUGUGGUAUGUUAAUUUCACUAAAACAUAUAUUCACUCUUUCUAAUGUGUAGAUGUUGUGGUUAAUUUUUUAUCUCUGGUAAUUUUUAUUUUUCUUUUGUUUUUGGGUAUGGUAAUGUAUGCUAAUGAAGUUGAAACCAAAGAAAAAUGAUAAAAAAUUAUCUACAAUAUAUACUUUGUUUGAAGACACUAAAUCGGGCAGAAUAACAAAAGCAUUACUGGAAAACAAUUCUCAAAGAAAAAGACUUCUACACUUUUUCCUUUUAUGAAAUGCUGAGAAAUGAAAGUACAAUGUCCCUGAGCAAAGUUCAGCCAAAGAGGUUUCAUUUGAAAGGUUAUACCACAGACUUAGAACUUUACUAGACUCCAUUAUUCACAGGUUUGAAGGGAGAGGCCAUGGAAAGCUUACACACUAUUUCCUUGGAAUAAAGUAUUAGCGGAACCCCAUACCUAAGAAAAUUUGGUUAUCUAUCCAUCCCAGAAAUCUUGGUAAUCACAUGACUGUAAUCUCGUACCCAGAUCUCCCACAGCAAAACAGAGUGAGAUCUGGGUACGAGAUUACACAUGACUGUACAUCUGUCCGUCUGUCCAUCCGUACCACAGGAUAACCAAUGUAAAAUGUCAAACUUUCUAGCUAGUGUGGGAGCCUGUAACCUGUGUUUAACUUGAUAACAACCAUCCAUAUUAUGGUCAAUUGACAGCUGUAAAAUGGGGUAUCUGUUGACCACAGUCACAUGAUCGUAAUUCAUCGAGUUUACAUUUUUUUUUUUUUUUUGAGUUUUCCGCUGCAUGCUCAAGUGUAUGUUUUCACUUCCCUAGUGUUAAGUAUAGAUUUGUGGAUUUCUUUGCAAUGGUUUCAAGUCAAUUGUCUGAAGUAAAUUUAAAAUGCAUAAACGGGAGCUUUGCUCUAAGCUCUGGCUAAAUCUAUACACAUGUAUUGGUGAUACAUGUAGCAGAAAUAACAUGUAUAGCUUACUAGCAUUUUGUAGUUGUUUGUAAAAGUGCUUGCAUUUUCUGUUAUUUUUGGGUGAGUAACUGUGCUUUUGCUUUCACACCUGCCUAAGUGUUAAGUACUAACAUCUGUGAAUAAAUUUUAAAAACGUUAAGGAGAGGAAUACAGUGUAUGAAGAAGAGUAAGACUGUGUUACUGGUAGUACACUGGCAGUGAUGCUACAAAUAUUCUCUUUGAUAUUUUAUUUCAGAAUCUUUUGCAACAGAUUUGGAGCUUUUUGCAAAGUAAGUAAAAAAAAGAAACCCUGUAAGCUAUAUAUAUGUCGAUCAGUAGCUUCCCACAAGGGUUGAUACUCUGUGGCUGGCCACCAGGGACCAGAGGCCAUUUGUUUAAAAAUGCCUAACAAAACUUCAUACUUCAAAAGCACAGAGGUCUGGUCCAUGGAUGUGAUUUUUCAGAGAAUGUAAGUAAUGUUUUUUAAAAUCCACCCUGCCAGGCAAGAUACAAAAAGCAAAUCUCAACAAAUCCCCCUGGGAUCCUGUGGGUACCCUUAGGGUCAACCCCUAGGGAAGCCACUGAUCAAUGCACAAGGAUAUACUUUGCAUUUGAUUCAUUUCUAGAGGUGGAGUGGGUUAUUGCAGAUUGUCUUAUGGACUUAACCAAGCACUUUAGUUUCUUUGUUUGUAGUGAUAGCUUUCCCCUUGUGAUGAAGGAUUUUUUAUAAUGUUCUUAGGGCAUUUGUUUAUUCUUUUAUAUUUAGACACGCAAAAAGGACCCAAAUAAAUGCUGAUGAUGUUUUAUUACUUGCACGGAAAAGUUCAACUUUGGUGAGAGGAAAUCUGUUAUUUGUACAGGCGAUUUUGAUAUAAUAUCAUAUAAAUAAGCUUUUAUGGGUAUCUGCUACAUUGUAACAGUUGGUGUAGAAUUCAGUGGGUUUGUUAGAGCACAGCCUUAGAUCUGCUAGGGAUUUUUAGUACCUAGUGUUAAUGAAGAAUACGGUGGCAAAAUGCAGCUAAACACCUAGCCUGCAAAAAGGCUCCCAAGUGGAGCUGGGUAGAAAAGAAAAUUGUUAGCUGAAUGUGGUCUGGAGAAGAGAAGCAGAGGAAAAAGAGGCUUUUUCUCCCUAGGCCACUCUCAGCUCGUGCUCUUUUUCGCCCUGCUCCUCUUGGGAGCCUGUUCGCAGGCUCGCUGAACACCCAGUCUGAAAAUUAGGCUAUGGGGUUAGAGUGCCUGUAGCACCCGCCGACCUAAACAUUCACGGACACUUUCAGGCGCUGGUAUUUAAAUGUUUUGGUCAGUUGGUUGUUUCGUGAUACAGAUACUGCUAAUAUUCUCACUUCAUACUCAUAAAUACUUUGUUCUAGUAUGUUCUCCUCUCUGAGGGGUUAAAUGAAGCCUAAACCCCACCCAGACUGGUCUCCUUUAGGGGUUUAUUUUUUUUUCCAAACCGUAUAGUUGCCACCUCCCCCCGCUCCCUCCCUCCAGGUUCAUGUUCUUUAGGAAUGACCAGCAAAUUUCCUCUUUCUGGUGACUCUGGAUACCUGAAGAAUAAUACAUUAGACUUUAAUAUCAUUUUAUAGGCUGCACACAUGGAGAAUAUGAGUAAAGAACUGAUCAAAGCACAUGAAGCAGACAGAGCUAACAGAAAAACCAAAAAGGCAAAGAAGAGUAAACCAGCUGAGGAGGCCACUUCUACAGCAAUUGAAAUUGAAGAUGAAACCUGA
Porites evermanni is the source of this 3395-nucleotide messenger RNA. The record is from the annotation of a GenBank genome assembly. NCBI's taxonomy places the organism in Eukaryota, Metazoa, Cnidaria, Anthozoa, Scleractinia, Poritidae.